AUGCAGGGCCGACGGCCGAAGCAGGAGGAUCGACAUGUGAAGAUUCCUGACCUGACAAAGGCCGCAAAGGCGCUGAAGAUGCCGAUCAAUCACCUUCCGCAGCCUUGCGCAUUCUUCUCCGUUUACGACGGACACCAGGGGCACCAGUGCGCCGAGUUCGUCGCAAAGGGCUUCCAUGUGAAGCUGCUGAAGCGGUUGUCAUCUGACACGAACACCGCAUCCUGGGACGAGACGCGGAUUAGUGAUGCCCUGAGGGAAGUCUGCGAGGAGUUGGAUACAGAGUUUCUGGCAAAGUUCCGGACCUCGCCGGAUGGAACCACACUUGUUGUGGCGCUCAUCGUCGGCACUAAGCUUUUCACGGCUUGGGUGGGAGACUCGAGGCUGGUGCUUUGUCAGAGGUCGCAGCUCCAACAGAUGUUGGCGAAAUCCCUCACGGAGGAUCAUCGGCCGAACUUAGAGGCUGAGGCUCAGAGGGUCAAAGAUGCUGGUGGCCUCGUCUUGGACUUCGGGAUGGGCGUGUACAGAGUCGCUCACGACGGCUACGAGGAGAAGAUGCGGGAAAUCCGGCGACAGCAAGUGCUCGGCAUGGGGUUUGCCGGGAAGGAGCCGGUGGCAUUGGCCGUGUCUCGAGCCAUUGGCGACCGUGACUUCAAGGCAGUGACGGGCAAGGGGCUCCUGGUAGCCACGCCCGACGUCAGAUGUGUUGAGCUGGAUAGGACACACAUGUUCAUGGCGCUGAUGUGCGAUGGCAUCACAGACGUCAUGCAAGACGAUGAGAUCUGCGCAGAGCUGGAGAUGCGCAGACCGGGCCCUCCCGAUCCGGUGAAGCGCUGUCGAAUAGCGUGCGGCGCACUGGUGCAGGAAGCCUACAAACGUGGCAGUGAGGACAACCUGACGGUCAUCUUCGUGCGAUUCCAGUGGCAAGGUGGUUACGAAGAGGCACCGCUGCCCGCGGACCACCCGUUGGCCAAGGCCAUGAUCGAGGCCGCUUCCAAAGGCGUGUCAGCCGCUGCCGCCUCCAAAAAGAGGCGUCAAGAAGCCGCUGCGUCUGUGAAGCGGCAGAAGGUAGAUGCCUACGAGCGCGCCAUCGCGCAGCAAAGCCGAGAGGCUUCCGAAGCAAACGGUGCCAAGGCCAAGGAGGAAGCCAAGGCCGCGGAAGCGACACCAGCGCCCGACAAGGAGGAGAAGCAAGAGAAGCAAGAGAAGGAUGCAAAGGCCGCAGAAGAAGACGAGGACGAAGGUUUGACCUUCUUGUGA
Symbiodinium sp. CCMP2456 is the source of this 1257-nucleotide messenger RNA. Lineage: Eukaryota; Dinophyceae; Suessiales; Symbiodiniaceae. The record is from the annotation of a GenBank genome assembly.